Messenger RNA from Oryzias latipes (Japanese medaka), 5900 nucleotides. Lineage: Eukaryota; Metazoa; Chordata; Actinopteri; Beloniformes; Adrianichthyidae. The record is from RefSeq and is a predicted model, not a curated record.
AGCUACAAAACUGCAUUUCAGAAUGAUUACUGGUGGUCAGCGGAGAUACAGAUUAUGCAGCUCCACACAACUGUUGUUUUAAUCCCCCGGGAGAGGAGAUUUAGCAAGAAAAAAGACUGGCUUUAAAGCCAGCAGCCAUAUUGCAUUGGAAAACGACGGACAGACUAUGUUUUUGUGAGAAAAGUCGUCUUCCCAAAGAAACUAACAGACUUCAAGUUGGGUUCUUUUUUUCCAGACUUUUUUUCUGGCGGUGGGUUUGGGUUUCACAGCUAGCUUGCCAGUUGGCUAAGGAAUCUAGAGAUUUAGUAAAGUUCUUUGAGUAUUUUUUAUUUUGUUCUCUUUUUGACGAAAAGUGUCAAAUUUAGCACCUUUAGAAUGAAGGACCGAUUGGAGCAGCUUAAGGCGACUUGUGAUCAAGAUGACGAGGAGGUGGAGAUCGCUGUGGACAAUGCAGCCUUUAUGGAUGAAUUCUUCUCUCAGAUUGAGGACAUCAGGGGUAGUAUUGAUAAAAUUGAUGAGAACGUGGCUGAAGUCAAAAAGCUGUUCUCCGUCAUCCUAUCUGCACCCACAUCAGAUCAGAAAACCCAAGAUGAUUUGGAAGCUAUCACCAAUGACAUCAAGAAGAUGGCCAACAAUGCAAGAAACAAACUUAAGACCAUCGAGAGGAACCUGGAGUCAGAACAGCAGCAAGAGAGGGUGUCGGCUGACAUGCGGAUACGCAAAUCACAGCAUGCAGUGCUGUCCAGGAAGUUUGUGGAAGUAAUGACAAAGUAUAACGAAGCUCAGGUGGACUUCAGGGAGCGGAGUAAAGGACGCAUUCAGAGACAGUUGGAAAUCACUGGUAAAGCAACAACAGAUGAAGAACUGGAGGAGAUGUUGGAGAGCGGGAAUGCCGCUGUGUUCACUGCAGGGAUUGUAGACUCUGGGAUUUCAAAACAAGCUCUGAGUGAAAUUGAAUCAAGACAUAAAGACAUUGUUCGUCUGGAAAGUAGUAUCAAGGAGCUGCAUGAUAUGUUUGUAGACAUCGCCAUGCUAGUGGAGAGCCAGGGGGGGAUGAUUGACAGGAUUGAGAGCAACAUGGACCAGUCAGUGGGCUUUGUAGAGCGGGCGGUUGCAGACACUAAAAAAGCUGCCAAGUUUCAGCAAGAAGCUCGCCGUGUGAGUGACGGUUGUCAACGACAGCAGUCUGGUUUCCCAAAAGCAACAUCUGAAGGCUCUGAGGGGAAAAGGCAGCGUUUUCUUAACAUGAAUCAUAUUGUAGUAAGAAUGUAUUUUAUUUGUCAAAAACUCCCUGUUCCCUCUGCAUGCCGCUGUUUAAAAACCCAAAAAACAAGAUGGCUGGUAGGUUUGUGACUGUUUUUCUCUGUCAUCUUCUUCCUGUUAUUGGCUCACCACCUUCUGAGAUCCAGCACUGUAACGCCUCUCUUCUGUUCUUGUGAGUUGCUAAAGGGAACAUGGAUAGUUUCAUUGGCAUGUCCGUUGUUGCCCAUUGACUGUAAUCACCUUUUAAAAACGGCACAAAAAGCUCCUGUCAGUUUAGUCUGUCAUAAAACAAACCGUGACCUUUACCAUUUCAUUGGCCUUGUGGUAGAGUGUCCGCUCUAAGACUGGAAGAGUUCAAAUCGACAGCUGAAUUGUACCAAAAGCUAAAAAUGGUUCCCAGUGCCUCCCUGCUUGACACUCAGCAGUAUAGGGUUGGAUUGGGGGGUUAAACCACCAAAUGGAUUCUGAUCACGGCUGUUUCUGAGAACAAAUUUCAAACACCUAGGUGGAUGACAGCUAUAGACGUAUUUGUCCUAAAUAUUGCAUCUAAAAGGAGUAUGGAAUUCAUUUGAUCAAAGUGCUUUUGGGAAACCAGAUGUUGGACAACAUGAAGACAUCAUAUACCCUUCAUCUGCACCUUGACUGACCCGUUGAUGGUCCCCCGCCCUGAAACCUGCCGUGUUUGACACCUUUUGCCUUUCCCAACAGAAGCCUGAACCCCCUCAAACACUUUUUUAAGUCUCGUCUGUCUCUUGCUUUAACCUUUUAACCUUAAUGUUGCCUUUCAGCAGGGUCCCUUACUGAACAUGCCAUUUAUUUGGUAACAGUCAAUGUUGUUUGGACGGGAAACCUAAAUCUUGAUCCAUGUCUUCCAUAAACUUCAUGUACGCUGACGUUGAUGCUAUAAACAUGCACUUUUAAGAAAUGGCAUUCAUGCUCAUAAAUGUUUAGGAUGUGUAAUUGAUGUGUGCUUGGUUAUUCCUUAUAGAAAACGGUCAUAAUAGUGGUGAUUGUGGUCAUCUUACUGGCAGUAAUAACCCUCAGUAUCGGGUUGGGAGUGGGAUUAAAUCGUUGAGUUUGAGAAGAGUUAAAGGUGAGUAACCUCGGACCUGCUGUAGAAAAACAGUGGGUGUGGGUGUAAGGCAUGCUGAAGAGUUCCCCGUAGGCUGCAUGACUGAGUGCUUUGAAUAUCCAGGGAGCUUACUUAAGGUGUGUUUCUGUGUGCACGCAAGUUCUUGGGCGUGGAGUUUCACUUCUUUGCAUGAUCUGCCUCUGGUUACUGCUGACCACACAAAGAGGGGUGUUGGUGGAGACUUGAGAUUUUGGGUUGGUGUGUUUUUGGCUCAUUGUUUUUUUCACAGCAGUUAAACGUUAAACAUCCUUUCCCUCUUGUCUCUCUUUCUGUAGAAGAUGUACAUCAUAGGUGCAUGCUGUGCUGUGCUUGUUGUCGUCGUCCUCAUCAUCAUCCUCACCCAGACAAUAAAGUAGGACUGCCACCAUCGCAUCCAUUCAUCAUCCACUCCACUCUACUGUGCAUCAGCUGGCCGGCUGUGGGAAAAAAAAUACAUUUCAUGAGUGCAUCAAAAGAUUGAACAAUUCACGCUUUAAACAGAACUGUGUAGCAUUGAAACACUGGAAAAGAGAAGUGCAGUCACAGAUUCCCUCAUUUUUGGACUCUUAUUUUUGUUUUGAGGAUGUUAUGCUGCAAAUGAGGAAUUAACACUUGAAGCUGACAUCAGGUACGUUACCUGCUGUACCUCUGGAGUCAGAAAAAAGGGGGAAGCAGAAAAAUUCAUCACUCCAGUGGCGCUGAACAUUUCAUUGUUUUAAGAUGUGACUCCAAUUGUUCCCCUCUUUGUGUUUGUUGUGCAUUUGUGACACCAUGUUGAAGUACACAACCUCCUGAUCAUUUACUCCUUGCCUUCAUGAGCCUUGACACACUUUAUGCCUGAAAAGCUACCAAAUGUUCACUUUACAAGGAGUUAGUUGAUUAGUUUGUCCAGGGGAGUUCCAGCACUUUCACACUUCAGAAUUUCAAAGUAAGCUCCAUUAUAUGUAAUUGUCUUGUAAAUAAUAGAUUUAUUUUUGUGCUAUUUUUCUUUUUUAUGUCACCGUUCACUUAACUAAAUUAAACUUGCUAGUACUUUCUUAUGAUUCCUCAAUUUAGAGAGGUGCUCUUGUUGUCAAAUUUAACCGUGUGAAUGAGGGAUUAUGGGAAAUAUCUGAUAAAACUGCAGCAAAAGGACAGCUAACUAAAGAUAACUUGAAGUUUCAUUUUGACUAACUAAAAUGACAUUUAGUAAAACUGUUUUUAUUGCCAAAAAUGUUUGCAGAAAUGUUUAUAGCAGUGGUUAUCUUCUUUCCCAUAAGUAUUGAAAUACUUUUAAAACAAUGUUUUUUGUGUGAUUAUUAAAUAGCAAAUGAAAUAAAACGUAUAAUGGCAAAAAUAAAUGCUGGAAGUUCUCUUCUCCUGAAUAAGGAUAAAUUUUUCAAGUCUACUGUGUUUCAUGAACACUUCAGGGUAUGCACGUUUUUUUAAAAACUUUGUCUAUAUCUUAGCUUCUCAAAAAACAAAAGGUAAGUGUAACUAAAAGUGGAAAUCAAAAAAUGUUUUCUUCUAAGCAUGCAAAUAUAAACGUAUGAGACUGUUUCUUUUGUUAAGAGCUGAACAGCAUUUUAUUGCAGGGGUGUUAUGUUUAAUGACAGAUAUGGACUUCAUAAACUAUUUUUUUUUUCUAAUGGCAGCCUAGAAGACUUUACAAAAUAGAAGCGUACCUGCAGCAUAACUUUUUAACGGUACAAUCUGCUCCAUAAAACGUGUUUACACAAGCAACAAUCGCCCAGAAUCCAAUGCGGUUUUAUGUUUUUACCUGUCUUAACUUGUACCAGUGUUGGACAGCUCAACAAAACCCGAACAAAAAACAAUUUUAACAUCUUCAAAUUAAUUUCUGUGUUUUUAUUGUGCUUAAAAGUAUUGUUCUCAAUAAAAUGUUUAAAUAAAUCCAUUUAAAAAGUAAUAGAAAUGAGCCCAGUUUUGAUAAGUCAGUGAUGUCAUGAGGUUAAUAUUUCACUUUUAAGUGCAUGUAAGGAAUAGAAAUUGUUGGUCUUUGUUAAUGGAAUAACUUUGACUUCUAUUUUAUUGAUUGGAGUCACUUAAAUUUUGUACCUGAUGGUUAUUUUUUUAAUAUAAUAAAAGAUCUACUGGAGGCAUCCAUAAAAAGGUGCCUGUUAAUUAAAAACCAGUCGGUGCAACUUUUAUUUCUGCUUUUACCAGCCUCUCCAGGUGUUUUUUGAAAUGGUGGCGAUGUUUGCUCACCCCACACGCUUUUCCUUCUCCAUGAUCUUCUGCAAACGUUAACACAUUUUUACCUCGUCUUACCAGCCAAUGAGAAUGUGGGUCCAGAAACAUUUUAAAAAUAAGUGUCGUUAACUGAGGAUGUUUUGUGGUCGUGUUGGCUUUCCUAAAAGAAAUAAAAAUGUCCCCUUGACCUGCUGACGGCCCAUUUUUGUUUGUGUGAAUUGAAACUUCUUGCUGACGGUGUAGCUGAGGACUUGUUUUAAGUGUGUUAUAUGACUUAGUAGCUGCUGUCAGCAGACGGUUUGCUCUGGAAUUUAACCACUGUGUUGCAAAGUCCUUGUUUUUAAAGGCUACUGGAAAAGAGGAGGUAAGCUUUGUUACCUUUUCCUUCUCCUAAAUCCACACAAUAAACCUCUCUGACCUUACGUUCCUCUAUUCCCAAACAUUUCCUCCAACCUUUGACUACAAACCCAAGUGACGACUGUAUUGACACAGUAAAAUUCAAUUGUCUGACUAUUUGUUUCCAUUUACCCUUCAGAAAAAAAUGAUGAUUACAUUGUGCUGUGCCAUCAUUGGAAUUGUCGGGUUCUCCUAUAUGUACAGCUUCUUUUCGUAAGCUGCACAACACAGUGAUCCAGGUGUCUCCAAGGGGAAACCCUACCUAAGAUGAACCCUUUCUCCUCCAUUUUAUGUGAUUUUUUUUUUUCUUCUUCUCAAAAUUUAUCGAUAAAUAACAAAAUUUUACCGAUGAUUACAAAAAAAACUUUUUCACGCUUUCCCUUCCAUACCAACCUGAAAUUAUUUUCCAGCUGUAUAGUGUUUGAAAAUGUGCUAUUAUGUAUGUUUAGAUUAUUCUUAGGCUGUUAUUAAAUAGCCAGAUUUACACAUGGCAUGAUAUUGGGAGGCACUGCGACCUGUAACCUGCCUUUGCACCUAAAGCAGCUGGAAUAGGCUCCAGCAACCCGGGAACCCUCCACAGGAUUCAAUGGAACAAAAAAAAAAAAAAAAAAGGAUGGAUGGAUGAUGUGUUCAGAUCACUUGGGUCAGUUUAGCGCCUCUCUGGGGUGCGUUUUAGAAAAAUAUUCAUUUAUAGAUGAAGUCUUCAAGGAUUUAAAGAAACGUGUUAUUAUUGUGCCAUGCAGGUUUUUAUUUAUUAGCUUAAAAAUAUUCAGUUUGGUGACGUUUUCUGCUUCUAUUGUUAAUCAACAAAAAAAUGCAAUGUUUGUUUGUAUUGUGUGUUCGAUCUGUCUGUGAUGGCCUCUCUGUAACAGCUGCUUCCACUUGCUCAUCAGCUGUAUGUUCAAGCAUGUUAUGUAAUAAAAGCUUCCUGUGAGUUCAA